AAUUUUGUGACUCAGAUUUUUUAACAUCGGAUGCCGAAUGAAAUGGUUCUUGAUGUUAGGGGUUCGUGAUUUGAUGAGAAACUUUCGUGGUGCAAUAUCGCAGCUCCGUGGUAAAAAUUCGUCAACUUUGUGGUCCUAUAGUUGCUCAAGAACUGGUCUGUUGUUAGAGGUCUAACCUAAGAGGAGCAACGAACUGCGAUUUUUGUUGGCUGCUGGAAUUUUCGUUUUUCUUUCAACGAGGAAGAUGACUGAUGGCUGCUGGGAUUUCGCUUGGAGAAGGCAACAAACUCUGAUUUUCAAGGGUUUUGAUUUUUGGGGGAAUAGAUAUCCUUUAACCUAAGAGAAGAAGAGCAAACGAUGCCGUUCACUGCUGGCUGGAGCAGAUUAGUCCAAAACUAUGUCGUCUCAUUAACCGCAACUUAUGUUGUUAGACCUCUAAACACCAGAGGAUCUGCAUCGCCGCCGCCCCUCCUGCUACUAGUCUGGUGGGACGGUAAAAGAAACGUGCGAUCGAGAAGGUCAGUACCAAGAGGGAUUUUCUUUCCUUUUUCGGUCCUUUUCCGUUUGUUUCCCACUUGCACGCAAUCGAAAGCAACUUGGCCACGUGUGCUCACUAACAGUUAUUAAUAAAUAAUAGCGCGCACUCUCAUCCCCAUUUUCCCUUUAUUCAAAAAAGAAAAAAUUGAAAAUAAAAUCAUGUCUGAGCGAGAAAUUUAAGUCGGCCCAAGCUUAAGAAAAGCCAGGCCCAUGUGGCGAACCGAUUCAAUCCAGAUUAUAUUUAUGGCCUCACACGAAGAUCCAAAAUUGCAAUUGGCGGCGCACUUUAGCAAGAAAGUCUGAGUUGGAACGUGGUGGGCGGGCGUUGAUCGUAUCGUAAUCCAUUCUGGAGAACGACGUGGCAUGCUUAACGUCCAUAUCCCCUGUUCUUCUUCCACUCCUCUCCUCUGUUUCUAUACACUGUCAUUUUGAUAGAUAUAGAGGGAGAAAGUGUGUGUGUGUGUGUGUGUGAGUGAGCGAGAGAGCGAGAGAGAGAGGCGCGAAUGGCGUUGUUGUGGCUGCAGACCCAGCUGACUACCCCUAUCAACCUCAAUCAUCGUCGCCAAACCAAAACUUUCACCGGAAGCCAAAGGUCAAUCUUCUGGCGGGGCACAUUAGUGGCGGAGCCUCACGGUCUUAUUUGCACACACUCCUCGUCCCUCUCGUUUGCUAAUUCGUCUCCUAAAGCCAGAGAGUGUGUGCGGAGGCCAUUAGUUACGUGUAAUGCUCAGGCAGCUCCGGCAGCGACGAAUCUAGCACCGGGGACACCAGUUAGGUCUACGAGCAUACUGGUGGUUGGUGCCACCGGAACUCUUGGGAGGCAGAUUGUGAGGCGAGCCCUGGAUGAGGGCUACGAUGUGCGGUGUCUCGUGAGGCCUAGACCUGCUCCCGCCGAUUUCCUUCGCGAUUGGGGCGCCACCGUCGUCAAUGCAGACCUAAGCAAACCCGAGACAAUACCUGCAACACUGGUGGGCAUCCAUACAGUCAUUGACUGUGCCACAGGACGUCCAGAGGAGCCCAUAAAAACUGUAGACUGGGAAGGAAAAGUUGCUCUUGUACAAUGUGCAAAAGCGAUGGGGAUCCAGAAGUUCGUGUUCUUCUCCAUCCACAACUGCGACAAGCAUCCUGAGGUGCCACUGAUGGAGAUCAAGUAUUGCACUGAGAAUUUUCUCAAGGAGUUGGGCAUUAACCACAUUAUAAUCCGAUUAUGUGGUUUCAUGCAGGGAUUGAUUGGGCAGUAUGCCGUGCCUAUAUUAGAAGAUAAGUCUGUCUGGGGAACAGAUGCCCCAACACGUAUAGCUUACAUGGACACGCAAGAUAUAGCUCGAUUGACAUUUAUUGCCUUGCGCAAUGAGAAAAUCACUGGGAAGCUUCUCACAUUUGCAGGGCCUCGUGCAUGGACAACCCAAGAGGUGAUAACACUCUGUGAGAGGCUGGCAGGGCAAGAUGCAAACGUGACUACAGUUCCUGUCUCAAUUUUGAGAGUGACCCGUCAGCUGACUAGGUUUUUUGAGUGGACAAAUGAUGUUGCUGAUAGAUUGGCAUUUUCAGAGGUUCUUACGAGCGAUAUUGUAUUCUCAGUUCCAAUGGCUGAGACAUACAGCCUACUUGGUGUGGAUUCAAGCGAUAUUGUUACUCUAGAGAAAUAUCUGCAGGAUUACUUCACAAACAUAUUGAAGAAAUUGAAAGACCUCAAAGCACAAUCAAAGCAAACAGACAUUUAUUUCUAGAAGAAUUUUUUUUGCGUGCCUAUGGAGCUGUAUGUAGUGAUGAAGCCCUAUAACUUGUAACAAUGAAGCAGAGGUAUGCCUGCAUUCUCUCUCUUUGUCCUUGUUCAACGCUUUCAUAUUUGAGGAAAAAUAGUAAAUUAAUCGAGAAAGAGAGACAGAUGAACAGUUUGGUCGAUUUGAGGGCAAAAAAAGAAGAAAAGUUGGGUCCUUAUGCCCUCUGAUUUUUCAUGUACAUGUAUGGAAAUAUGAAUGCCAUUGCUUUGCACAUACUUUGUAGAAUGACUGUAAUAUUUCGCAAUUAUUUAUUGUCAUUUAAAAGUUAUCAGCAUCCUGAAGAAAACUUUGGCCCAACUGAUUUUGUUACUCAU
Messenger RNA from Ilex paraguariensis (yerba mate), 2635 nucleotides. The record is from the annotation of a GenBank genome assembly. NCBI's taxonomy places the organism in Eukaryota, Viridiplantae, Streptophyta, Magnoliopsida, Aquifoliales, Aquifoliaceae.